AUGGGAUUCUUGCAAUCAAUCGAGUGGAAGAAGAGGAUCAAAAUGCGUGUGUACAUCAGAGCCGUCAUUGGUUUGAUCGGAGUCCUACACAUCGGAAUGGGCAUUUGGGUGGCGAUUCAGGCGGAUGCGUGAGUUUUGGGGCGCCUUGAAAACGUUUUCCUGCAUUCUGUAGAUCAGGAAUUACCUCCUAAUCAUUUGUUUUUGCAGUGAAAGUGUAGCGGUUUCACCAAUCGAAGCAGCACUGAUGAAGCUUGGUGAAAAAGGCUAUACAGACCACAAUUCCCAAGCAAAAGCUGCAUUCAUGCCAUUCAUCGUCGGCAUUUUUUGCCUCAUUUUUGCAGUCACCCAAUUCUACGUCAUGUUCUAUGUCCUAUUCAUUCUGGUUUUGCUGGAAUCGAUAUUUUUUGUCUGGUCGUUAGUCUCUGUUGUUGCCAUCAAUAAUCAUCAAAAAGCACAUUAUGAUUUGAUUAAUUAUACGGCCAAAGCAAUGUUAAAAAAAGCAAAAGAAGAAGCAGAAAAAAAGAAGAGCGGUGGUUCCUCCUCUUUUCUUGACGGAAUAAGACAAAAGGUUAUUAAUCUCGCAAAUAAAGUUGGCUUGGGAGACCUUGUUGAGAAGGCUAUUGACUUUGUUGGAAAUUUCAAUAUUGCUGGCUUCAGUACUCAGGAAAAAAUUAGCGAUGGUACCGAACCUUAUCGGCCCUAG
This is a messenger RNA of Caenorhabditis angaria, 703 nucleotides long. The record is from the annotation of a GenBank genome assembly. Lineage: Eukaryota; Metazoa; Nematoda; Chromadorea; Rhabditida; Rhabditidae.